AUGCUAGACUUGUCAAGCAUCACGAAGCAACAAGUUCGUCAGGAGAGUGAUCGAAAUGUAGUACGGUAUUUGAAGGCAAUGCAGUUAGUUUUUUUUUCCAACUUUAAGGCUGCUUUCCACUCUCCUCAUCGAGGUCGUCUUUUCAACGCGCUUCACAGCGGUGGAGUAUCAGGAAAGGUUGUUUGCUUACUUGAUACCAUCAAUCAGGGAAUAACUGUUGCAGUUCGAAGAGGAGCCGGUUGCACAACAUCGUUUGAUGUGGUAACUGGAGUACGAGAAUGCGACAAAAGACAAUGCCUUUCCUGUUCAACUUCGCGUUCGAUUACAUUACAUUCGAAGAACAGUCUCGAGUACGGUCACACAAUUGUGAUAUUCGCGAAAAGCAGUACAAAGCUUCAACAUGAUAUCGACUUUGUAUUGAAGCAAGCUGGACCCUAUGGGCUACACCUGAGCCUUGACGAGUGCAAUCGGAUGUGA
Messenger RNA from Necator americanus (New World hookworm), 477 nucleotides. RefSeq lists its product as uncharacterized. Lineage: Eukaryota; Metazoa; Nematoda; Chromadorea; Rhabditida; Ancylostomatidae. The transcript has a single exon. The coding region runs from base 1 to 477 and encodes 158 amino acids. The record is from RefSeq and is a predicted model, not a curated record.